GCAUAACCAGAGAUACGGGCGCCUUGGGCGUGCAAGUAUUCAAAAUCAUCUUAUCUCCCUUCCAGACAUGGCAGGGGAAUCACACAUGAUCUUCCCUGCGACUCCCCUCUCAUUCCAUCACCUGGUCUCGUCUAUGGAACAUCGCAUAGGGAAAGGUUCUUGCUAGAUACACAUACCGCAGAUUGGAAGUGGGCGCAGAUGCGACCGAGGCCAAAGCAGAGAGUCCAGGCAGAGAUGGGCCCAGAGAGCUGGGGAAGGCACUACCGUUGCUGCUACUGCCUGGGCUAUGGGUGUAUUUAUCUAGAGAACUCGCCUCGGGAAGCGUUCCAGAAUACUGCGACGACGCUGACGAUGCUCCCGCACCAGUAUCCGUGGUCGAUUGGCGCGAUCCCGAUUGACUGUCAGUCGAGGAGGAGGUAUGUUUGUAGUUCGAGUCUUGAGACUGGGAAUUCGACGGCGACGGCGGACGAAGGGCUGGGUCGAUGGGCGACGCCCGGAAGAGGAGUGAAGCCACCGUGGAGGUUGUCGGAGGGAACUAGCUAGAAAUCCGGCCACAAAUGACCGAACUGUAGACGAUUCGAGAGGAGGGAUUCCGUCGUUCCGGGAGUGGUAUACGACGGUUUAGGAGGAAAGAUUCG
This is a messenger RNA of Aspergillus welwitschiae, 638 nucleotides long. RefSeq lists its product as uncharacterized. The coding region runs from base 199 to 543 and encodes 114 amino acids. The transcript has a single exon. NCBI's taxonomy places the organism in Eukaryota, Fungi, Ascomycota, Eurotiomycetes, Eurotiales, Aspergillaceae. The record is from RefSeq and is a predicted model, not a curated record.